Messenger RNA from Juglans microcarpa x Juglans regia, 582 nucleotides. RefSeq lists its product as uncharacterized. Bases 1 to 582 code for a protein of 193 amino acids. The transcript has a single exon. The record is from RefSeq and is a predicted model, not a curated record. NCBI's taxonomy places the organism in Eukaryota, Viridiplantae, Streptophyta, Magnoliopsida, Fagales, Juglandaceae.
AUGUCUCGGAAAGUUUUAGUAGCUAUCCCCGACUGGAAGGUAAUCGGUUGUACAAGUAUAGUUAAGAAUUGUCCGUUGGAAAUUGCGGAUUUGGUCUUGACAGUGGAUUUGAUUGUUUUUCACAUGAUGAAAUUCGAUCCAAUCUUAGGAAUGGACUGGUUGUCUAGGCAUUACGCCCAGAUAAAUUGUCAGAGGCGGGAGGUAGUGUUCAAUCUACCUGCAUGUGAAAGGAUUUUUAAUAUGGGUGAGGCUGUUCGGCUUGAUCUGUUUAAGGUAACAGCCGAACAAGUCAGGAAGAGUUUGGUAAAUAGGGACAAUGUCUAUCUAGUAAUGAUAAGGGACGUAACAGUAGGACCUAAAGGAAUCAAAGGAAUCACUACGAUUGAGGAUUUUCUUAAGGUUUUCAUUGAUGAACUACUUGGAUUACCUCCGGAUCGAGAGACGAAAUUUGUAGUUGAGCUUGAACCAGCCAUAGCCCUAGUGCAUAAGGCACCCUAUCGGAUUGCUCCAACAGAAUUAAAAGAGCUUAAAAUGCAUAUUGAAGAGCUCCUAGCAAAGGGUUUUAUUCGGCCUAGCUCAUAG